Messenger RNA from Dictyostelium purpureum, 207 nucleotides. RefSeq names its product component of scar regulatory complex. The record is from RefSeq and is a predicted model, not a curated record. Gene Ontology annotation, cellular component: SCAR complex. NCBI's taxonomy places the organism in Eukaryota, Evosea, Eumycetozoa, Dictyosteliales, Dictyosteliaceae. Bases 1 to 207 code for a protein of 68 amino acids. The transcript has 2 exons. Gene Ontology annotation, biological process: actin filament organization; regulation of actin polymerization or depolymerization; cell motility. Gene Ontology annotation, molecular function: protein-containing complex binding.
AUGUCAAAGACUAAUAUUCAAAAAGAUUGGGAACAAAGAGAAUUUGUUGAGGAUAUGAGUAUAAAUAUCCAAAAAAUUAUUGAUUUCUUAAAUAAAUUUGAUUUAGCCACUAAAAAUAAAUUAGCAGAACUUAAUGAGAAGUUAACAACUUUAGAUAGACAAGUCGAUUAUUUAGAAGCAAGCUUCAAGACUGUUCAAUCAGAAUAA